AUGGUCUAUCUGCAUGCUGCAUUUUCCCACCACUAUGAUCACUUCUCUCCAUUUCUAAUGCCAUCACGUGCCAUUGCAGUGCCUCAAUUCCCUCAAACUUCAGCUCAGAAACCAUUAGGUUGGAAAGGGGCUUAUGAUCGUGCUGCGAUCAAGUUCCGUGGGGUUGAUGCGGACAUCAAUUUUAACGUUAGUGACUACGAUGAGGAUAUAAAGCAGGUUGUGAGUACUGAACACUGA
Sphenostylis stenocarpa is the source of this 237-nucleotide messenger RNA. The record is from the annotation of a GenBank genome assembly. Lineage: Eukaryota; Viridiplantae; Streptophyta; Magnoliopsida; Fabales; Fabaceae.